Lingula anatina is the source of this 1740-nucleotide messenger RNA. RefSeq lists its product as uncharacterized. The record is from RefSeq and is a predicted model, not a curated record. NCBI's taxonomy places the organism in Eukaryota, Metazoa, Brachiopoda, Lingulata, Lingulida, Lingulidae.
AUGAAACUCAUUCACGUAUAUGCACCAACAUCAAGCAGACAAGAUGAAGAAGUAGAACAACUGUAUGAAGAAGUACAGCGUCAGUUGACAACAGACUGCCACUACCACAUAGUCAUGGGUGAUUUCAACGCCAAGAUCGGGAUAAAGUCAGACGAGCAAGAGCGUGCCACAGGGAAAUUUGGCAGCGGAGAGAGGAAUGAAAGAGGAGACUUACUGAUUGAAUGGGCGACAGCAAAUAACUUGAAGAUCAUGAAUACCGUCUACAAGAAGAAGAUAUCAAGAAGAUGGACAUGGCAAAGCCCAGAUGGAUGUACAAGAAACGAAAUUGAUUACAUCAUGACAAACAGACCGAACAUCUUCACGGAUGUGAAAGUGCUAAACAGACCGGAUGCGGGCAGUGACCACAGAGCAGUUAUGGGAGUGAUAAGGAUCAAUGUCAGGAAGGACAGACAGAAAUGCCUGUCAAAUCCAUCAAAGAGACCUAGUAUCGAGCAACUGGUCAUAAAGAAAGACGAGUUCCAAAUCCUCCUAACGAACAGAUUCAGUACACUAGAGCUAGAAGGUGAAGAUGGAGUAGAUGAAAUGAACGAUAGAAUAACGACCACCAUCCUAGAAUGUGCAUCAGAAGUCGCACCGGCCAGUAAAAUGAAGGACUCAAAGCUCUCAACAGAAACGAGGAUUCUCAUGAAGAAAAGACGGAUGAUGAAGAAAAGGGAGGUAAACAACAACAGGGACAUCAGAAAAAACUUCGAAUAUGCAGAACUGGAUAAGACCAUCAAGAAGAAGCCAAGGGAAGACAUCAGGAAGAAGAACAUGAAGAAGAUAGCAGAGACCAUCGAAAAUGGAAAGAGCAUGAAAAGAGCAAAGAGAUCCUUUCAACUAGGGCAGGAUAGAAUGCUGACUCUUCUAGACAAAGAUGAAAAUGAGCUCACCACACAAAACCAAAUAUUAGAACGAGUAGAAGAAUUCUAUGGAGAGUUGUAUGACAGCAACAACGGAAUAGAAAUCUCAACAAAGGCAUGCGAUCUACCAGACAUAACAGCUUGGGAAGUAGAGUCAGCAGUCCAGAAAAUGAAGAACGGAAAGGAAGCAGGAAAUGACAACAUCAAAGCAGAAAUGCUUAAAGAGAAAUGUCUCGAGUAUAACAUUCCACUAUGUGUAGCAUUCGUUGAUUAUGAAAAAGCCUUCGACUCAGUAGAAACCCAGUAUAUACUGGCAUCCCUGCAAGAUCUAGGGAUUGAAGAUGGAUACGUAGACGUCCUCAGAGACAUAUACACCGAUAGCUCUGUAACAGUCAAACUACACAAGACCACCAAUAAGAUCAGGAUCAAGAAAGGUGUACGCCAAGGAGAUACAAUCUCUCUUAAACUGUUCACAGCAGCAUUGGAACGUAUAUUCAGGGAGCUAGACUGGCAAGACAAGGGCAUAAACAUAGACGGUACCAGGCUCAAUCACCUUAGGUUUGCAGACGACAUCAUAAUAGUAGCAGAUGAUGCGAAAGAACUAGAAGAAAUGCUACAGGCGUUAGCAGAUGAAAGCGCAAAAAGUGGGCUAAAGAUGAACACCAGCAAGACAAAGGUGAUGUUUGGACCACUAACCACCCCUUGCACAGUGAAAGUCAACACCAAAGAGAUAGACGCAGUGGAAGAGUGGUGCCAGUUUACCACGGCGAUCACAAAAUUCACACAAGUCUUGGUCGUUCUUGUCUACGGUCGGCACAGUGUCUCUCCGUCAAACUAA